CGUCGAAGUGUGCCAGGUGACUGAGGCUGAAGGUGUGGUCCAUCAAGUCGGCUAGACGCCGGGCGCCGACCGCUUCAGAGACCGUUCGCGCCCGCGUUGCCGCCCAUUGUCACACCUCGAUGAAGCGGCUUCGGUCGGCGGGAGGUUCCCGAGCCAGUCCAAAAGCGGAAUGGGGCGAUAUCGGAGGCUGACCAAUCCCACUGGCCGCUGGUGGAACGACCGUCUGGCGUCUGCCAUCCGCCAUCCUGCCGUUCCUUCACCCUUCACCGCGCGGGAUUUGACACCUUGCUCAUUGCUCAAUUUUCAGCGAUGGGCAGAUGGGCCUCAAGGCCAGCCAGUGAGCUUCUGGUCCCGGCCCUGGUCGCAUCGUCAAUGGCCGGAGGAAUGCAGACCGAGACAAGUGAUGAGCCCGGAGGGGUGGAGACAUCGAGCUCACCGGGUCCCGACGAGGAGAUGGAUGUGGCACCCGCUGCCCGCUCCCGCCACCCUCUUUUUUCAUGUUGUGCAAGGACGGCAGGCGCCAUGGACAAUCAUAAAGGUGGUUCGGUCCGAUCCUGAUGUUAGGUGUGCUGAACAGUCGCGCUGGUUGGAUCACUCCAAAAGUCCAAAUCGACAAGUCGAGAUGGCAAAUUUCAAAGUCUGGGGCGGUAUAGUAUCCAUAACUAAGAGAGGUUCGGCUGUAAAUGUCGAUGUUGUUUUUCCUGCACAUGCCAUGCAGGCAGACAAGAACAGACGGCGCGACGGCUAUCUGAAGCGCGAAUCCCACCAGUGUGUACGCACGUCUUUCGUGCAUAUGCCGCUAAUCAUAGACACACCUUGACUGUGCCAGGUCGCCGACUCGGCGGGAGAGUCUGGAAGGUCAAAUACAGGCAUACCGUAGAAGUGGAGACUUGCCGGCUGAAUGUGCAAUGGUGUUUUGACGUAGGCCCUCUGUCCAUGGGACUGCCGAAGUUGCAACGUUGAUACACACAAUGGAAGCAUAGCCACAGUGUAACUUGCAGAGGGUGGCUGGUAAUUCGGAAGAGGACUUCAAUACUGGCGCCUUUGCCAGCUAAGGCAUCUCAAGA
Colletotrichum godetiae is the source of this 1067-nucleotide messenger RNA. RefSeq lists its product as uncharacterized. Bases 170 to 820 code for a protein of 216 amino acids. The record is from RefSeq and is a predicted model, not a curated record. Lineage: Eukaryota; Fungi; Ascomycota; Sordariomycetes; Glomerellales; Glomerellaceae. The transcript has a single exon.